UGCAAUAUGUCAGCCUCCAUGAAAUGAAAGUAGUUAGUUGUGAAUAUGUUUUUUAAAUGUUUAAGAACGAUCUUUACAAGAACUAAGAAGGAAAAUAUAUUGCUUUAUGUAGGAAUAUGUAGACGACACAAUCAAAUUCGCAUUUUAUCCAAUGCUGUGAGCUUUACAAACAGGACACACACAUGUGGUUCGUUAAGACACAGAGAUGUUGGACAAACAGUCAAGCUAUGCGGUUGGGUACAAUACAACAGGGGUGCAAAGUUCCUUGUCAUAAGAGAUUGGUCUGGAAUAACACAACUUAUUGUUCCAUCAGAAAAGAAUGAAAUGCAAGAGCUGGUCAAAUCCUUGACAUUUGAAUCUGUGAUAGAGGUCAUUGGAAAGGUUAUACCGCGCCCAGAAGGGGAAGCAAAUCCAGCCAUGGCUACAGGAGAUAUUGAAGUAGACGUAGAGAAGAUACAAGUCCUGAAUAAAGCUUCGCAGGAACUGCCCAUACCUGUUACAGAUUUUCAAAAGGUAAAUGAGAAUAUUAGAAUGGAGUACAGGUAUAUGGACAUCCGAAACAAACAGAUGCAGCGAAAUCUCAGACUACGUUCCAAGAUGAUUAUGAAAAUUAGAGAGUUUCUUGCAAAUGAACAUGAAUUUGUUGAUGUUGAAACACCUACACUCUUUAGGAGAACCCCGGGAGGAGCUAAGGAGUUUAUAGUACCAAGUGGUCAGCGAGGAAAAUUCUACAGUCUACCACAGUCACCACAACAGUUCAAGCAACUGUUGAUGGUUGGUGGUAUAGACAGGUAUUUUCAGAUCGCUAGAUGUUACAGGGAUGAAGGAGCAAAACCUGACAGACAGCCAGAAUUUACACAGUUAGACAUAGAGAUGUCAUUUGUGAACCGAGAGGGUGUUAUAAAGUUGAUAGAAGAUUUGAUGGUGUAUAGUUGGCCAGAAGAUCAGUCAGGGAUAGACACCCCUUUCCCUCACCUAACAUACGAUCAAGCUUUGAGACUUUAUGGUUCAGAUAAACCUGACACAAGGUUUGAUAUGAAGAUACAAGAUAUUACCUCUAGAUGUCUAGACUGUGGUAUUCAGGUGAUUGACAGUCAGUUACAGACAGGAAAUGGCUCGGUAGUGGCUAUAAAAAUACAGGAUAAACAGAGACACAUUUCCAAGAAGAAACUUGAAGAUCUGAAGUCAGUUGCAUUGAAUGCUUUAAAUGAUACACAGACUGUCCUUAUUCCUAUUCGAAUAACAGAGGAUAGAGCUUGGCAGUCACCUAUUGCUAAACAUCUAAGGUCAGAGGUCAAGGAUAUUAUUACCAGUGACCUUGACCUUCAGUCUGGUGACCUUGUGGUACUUGCUGCUGGACAGCAUUUUAAACCGCAUGAAGCCCUGGGCAAAAUGAGGUUGCUAUUAGCAGAUUAUUUAGAGAGCACUGGUCUUCAAAUUAGACAAAAGAAUGCUUUCAACUUUUUAUGGGUUGUAGAUUUCCCUUUGUUUCUGCCAAAAGAGGAAGGAGAAGGCCUGGAAUCUGCUCACCAUCCAUUUACAGAUGUACAUCCGGAGGACAGACAUAUGUUACAUACACAUCCAGAUAAGGUUCGAGGCCAGCACUAUGAUCUUGUAUUAAAUGGGAAUGAAAUUGGAGGUGGUUCUAUCAGGAUCCAUAACCCUGAUGUACAAAAAUAUGUUCUGGAAGAAGUCUUGAAGGAGGAUUCUAGUGAAUUAGAGCACUUAUUGAAAGCUUUCACUACAGGAUGUCCACCUCAUGGAGGGAUAGCUCUAGGUCUCGACAGAAUAUUUGCUAUUAUUUGUGGUGCAUCAAGUAUACGUGAUGUGAUUGCGUUUCCGAAGUCACAAGAUGGCAGAGAUCCAAUGAGCAAAGCCCCUGCUCCAGUAUCUCAGGCUGAACUUGAUUCAUAUCAUAUACAAAUUAAACCAGAAUCUAGCUAAUCAGUUUCAUGUAAAUUUAAGUUUUUUUUUUUUUAAUUAAAAAUAAUUAAAUGAA
Mercenaria mercenaria is the source of this 1999-nucleotide messenger RNA. Its product is annotated as aspartate--tRNA ligase, mitochondrial-like. NCBI's taxonomy places the organism in Eukaryota, Metazoa, Mollusca, Bivalvia, Venerida, Veneridae. Gene Ontology annotation, molecular function: nucleic acid binding; ATP binding; aspartate-tRNA ligase activity. Gene Ontology annotation, biological process: aspartyl-tRNA aminoacylation. Gene Ontology annotation, cellular component: cytoplasm; mitochondrion. The record is from RefSeq and is a predicted model, not a curated record. The coding region runs from base 46 to 1944 and encodes 632 amino acids. The transcript is spliced from 18 exons.